AAUCUAUUGCACAUUCUAACAAUGUACGUAUUUUAAGCCACAGAAAGAUUAGAAGAUUCCCAAAAUAUUAACUCGUGAUGAUUCCAUUUUCAAACGGUUUUGGCAUGUACGGCCAACUAAAACAAGCAAUCAACAACAAACCACCGAGGCAGCUCACAUUCUGCACAGAUUUCGACAAAACUAUAGUUAUCAAUACGUUUAUCGACCGAGGAUGGAAGCAAGUAGAGCCUACAGAAGCUUGGAAUCUGUACUGGGCGAAUACAAGCAACUGCCGGUCUAUAUUCAACGUAGGUAAUGGUGUUUCACUCAACGACUACCAACUCAUCAACCAUUUCCCAAAACACUACGAAUUAGUUCGUAAAGACUUACUAGUCAGAAACAUAAAGAAAUACCGCAAAGAAUUAGAAAAAGAAGGAAACCCUCUAGCUGAGAAAUGUGAAGUUAUACAGGGAAAUCACAAAAUCACUCGUUAUUUGCAUCUAGAUUUUAUUCCAGUAACCUAUGGAUUGCCUUCAGAUUAUAAUCUGUUUGUGGAGGAAUACCGACGCUACCCCAACAGCAAAUGGAUCCUCAAACCAACAAGCAAAUCACAAGGAGAAGGUAUUUUCCUCAUAAACAAUUUGUCAAGACUAAAGAAAUGGUCCCGAGAAUCGAGGAAUUACUUACAUCAUCGAUUUACCAACAAGGACUCUUACGUUAUAUCGCGCUACAUAGAUAAUCCGCUUUUGAUUGGAGGAAAGAAAUUCGAUUUGCGGAUUUACGUCCUCGUUACGUCUUUUCGGCCUUUAAAGGCUUACAUGUUCCGACAAGGCUUUUGCAGGUUCUGUGCGAUGAAGUACGAUACGAGUGUGGCUGAACUGGACAAUGUAUACGUGCAUCUGACGAAUGUGAGCGUUCAGAAGCGUGGUGUGGACUACAAUCGUUUGCAUGGCGGCAAACUUGGUAUGCAAAAUUUAAAGUUAUAUUUAGAAGGUACGCGAGGUCGGGAAGUAACCGAGCGGUUGUUCCGCGAGAUACAAUGGCUCAUAGUGCAUUCCCUAAAAGCUGUGGCGCCAGUUAUAGCGAAUGACCGCCAUUGUUUUGAAUGUUACGGUUACGAUAUUAUCAUAGAUGCGGAUUUGAAGCCGUGGCUUAUUGAAGUGAACUCGUCGCCUUCGAUGACGCCGACAACGCGGAACGACGGUAUCCUGAAGAGGAAAUUGUUGGAGAAUAUGUUGUCUGUGAUACUCCCUCCCAAUGGGAUACCUGAUGCUCGCUGGAGAAAGACGCCGAACGACAGAGCUUUGGGGGACUUUGAACUGUUAAUAGAUGAAACUAGGUUAUGUACAGAAGAUUCAUAGGUGUUACUCCCUAAAAUAUGUUUAAACAAGCAUAUUUGAUUUGAAAUAUUUCUAUGAUAUGAUCAAAAAUAUAAAUACAUACUCAUUAUGUAUAUUUGUGUUUAAUAAAUAU
Molecule: messenger RNA, 1452 nt
Organism: Cydia fagiglandana
Lineage: Eukaryota; Metazoa; Arthropoda; Insecta; Lepidoptera; Tortricidae
Product: polyglutamylase complex subunit TTLL1-like
Exons: 1
Coding region: 78-1340 (420 amino acids)
Biological process (GO): microtubule cytoskeleton organization; protein polyglutamylation
Cellular component (GO): cilium
Molecular function (GO): tubulin binding; tubulin-glutamic acid ligase activity
Source: RefSeq, a predicted model, not a curated record